GGUAGUAUGGUAGCCUCGAAUGCAACGACUCCUUCCAUCAUUAGUUUGUCUGAGUGAUCGGCAGUUGGAAUUGUGAGAAAAGUGUCCGUAGUGCUGUUACAAAACUUCUGUAAAGAUCAUUUUCAUUUCGUGAGUGAAAGUCGUAGCGAAUCUAGCAAUCGUUACAUUGCAACAGGAUCCCUUGGGUGUGUGCGAGUUGUGAAGAGAUCCAGUAAAAAUAUCGUUCGUUAAAUAACCUUUUCCACAAUCGUGAAGUGACACAAAUGCAUGCAUAGAUUUUGUGUAAUUGUUGAUGGUGAAAUGUUAAGUUAGAGCUGGAAUCAAAUCGAAAGAAAGCGACAUCGUUGAGUGUAGUUCGCUGUAAGGCUGUGAGUUUAUAACUGGAGUGCUAAGGAAGCGAUCAUUUGUCCGGAAGGAGGUUCCAUGAUGCGAGAUUCGAGCACAAAAUGAAACUGUCGUGAAGGAAAACAUGUAAACUAGAGUCUGUUGAGCACCACAUUGACAGGAGCCUGAACUGUAGCCAUUAAAAGUCCGCUCCAGCGAAUAGCACUAGCUCCUUGGCCUAAUGCAGCAGCGAUACGGCACCGUUUUGCGGUAACAAGCUCACCACGUUUGAAUCGACGGCAGACGGUAGUGACCAGCGACAGCGUGUCAACUUCAUCAUAGCUAGCCCCGAUCGCACCGUUUCGCGUGUCACGAAGCGAACGAGCUCGUCGCCGUCCAGAAAAGGCUGUUCCUGCCCGGGAACCCUGCCGGGAAUAUCAUGUUUCAUACGUCCGCCGCCUACUCCGAUAUGACGGCAGCAGCGGUGGUGGCCACCGGUAACACCGGCUCCUAUCAUCAUCAAUCGGCAGCUGCGGCGGCUGCUGCGGCCGCCAACGCACCCGUCUACGUCCCAUCGAGCCGCGCCCUGCCCCACUCCCAGUACGGUGCCCAUUCGGCCAACUUUUCCACGCAAAAUGGCUGGCCAACGGAUGGUUUCGGUACGACACAUACGCAGCUGCCACCGCAGUUCUACGCCCAGAAUGUGAUGAUGGGUUCGUGGCGCGCCUACGACCCCACCGGAUUCCAGCGCACCUCACCAUAUGACAGCGCCAUGGAUUUCCAAUUCGGCGAGGGAAGAGAGUGUGUGAAUUGUGGGGCCAUUUCAACACCGCUCUGGCGUCGGGACGGUACCGGUCACUAUCUCUGCAAUGCAUGCGGGCUCUAUCACAAGAUGAACGGUAUGAACCGUCCAUUGAUAAAGCCCAGCAAGAGACUGGUGAGUACGGCCACACGCCGCCUGGGACUGUGCUGCACCAACUGUGGCACCCGCACGACGACACUCUGGCGGCGGAACAACGAUGGCGAACCGGUGUGCAACGCCUGCGGGCUCUACUUUAAGCUCCACGGCGUUAACCGGCCGCUGGCCAUGCGCAAGGACGGCAUUCAGACGCGCAAACGAAAGCCGAAGAAGGCGGGCGGUUCCGGGGGUGCGAGCGACGUGAUGGCGCUCGUCGGUGGCUCGAAGAAGGACCAAGAUGGUCUCGGUGAUGCCUUGCUCCACACGGAUCGGAAUGGAAAUUCGAAGAACCUCUCCGUGAGUCCCAAAUCCCAGAACCUGACGUCACCACCGUUGCACCGUUCGCUGCACAUCUCACCCCAUCACCACCACCAUCAUCAUGCCCAAUCCUACAACCUGCCGACGUCACUGGGUGGUUCCGGUGGCCAUCAUGCCGGUGCCGGUGGAUCGCUCGGAUCGCUCGUUGGGAAGUAUGACCUCUCGGCUCACCUAUCGGCCACCGGUUCGUUGAGUAAUGGCGCCACGGGACUUUCGGUAUCGUCCGGAUCCGGUCAUCAGCAUCUGUCCGGAGCGACCGGUCUUAACUCGCCACACAUCUACACAUCGAGCACGACGCAACACGGUGUCAACAAUGGUGGCUACCAACAUGGUGGUGGUGCCGCCACCGGUAGUUCGUCGGUUUCGGGCGGUCCCAGCACUCCGGUCAGUGGGGUGCUUAACAGCAACAACGGCAACAACAACAACAACAGUAACAAUCCAUCGGGACUCGGUGGUAGCAGCACUCCGUUCGGUGGCAGUCAGAUUAAAUCGGAAGCGAAUGCGAUGGGCCCGGCGACGACUCCAACCUCAUCGGUUGCCACCGGUAACGGCUAUGGUGACUACAUGAACAACUGUUUGCCGAGCGGUUACUUUGGUGGUGGCUUCGGAUCGCUCCAUUCACACCACAGUCCACAUCAUGGUGUGGGGGCAACCGGUGGUGUGUCGGCCGUCGGUGGGACGAUGAAUGGGACCUCGCUGGCCGCCCACACACACCAUGGCCAUCCGCAUCACCACCAUCAUCACCAUCACCAUCAUCCGACGGCGGCCGAUCUGGCCGGUUACCAUCAUCAGCAUAACGUUAUCCAGGCCGCGAAGCUGAUGGCUUCCUCCUAGGUUGUAGAUAUGUGCGCCGAUGGUUCGCUGUCGAGUACUUACACCAAUAUACUGUGGCCACUGACACCCGGGCAGGCUAAUUCCGUCAUAAGUUCCUCGCUUUCGCCGCUGGCGCCUUUUUAGAGAGACGCACAAUAGACAUAUAGAGGCCCUCCGCUUCCCCAAGAGGUCCUGAUGCUAGACGCACGCAGGACACCGGACAGAAGGAGGAGGAGGAGGAGGCGCGUCUCACACUUUAGCUGGACAUCCACCGGUCAGGUGGAACGUCGAUGGUUUCGAAUGCACAGCCGAUUGUAGAUUGUAAAUAGUAAAAACAGCGGACGGUAAAUCUUGCAUUCCUUAGGGCAAUCCCACAGCAGUGCCACGGUCGUUCCAUGGGCCUUGGACUAUU
Molecule: messenger RNA, 2825 nt
Organism: Anopheles darlingi
Lineage: Eukaryota; Metazoa; Arthropoda; Insecta; Diptera; Culicidae
Product: GATA-binding factor A
Exons: 6
Coding region: 764-2434 (556 amino acids)
Biological process (GO): cell fate commitment; positive regulation of transcription by RNA polymerase II; negative regulation of transcription by RNA polymerase II
Molecular function (GO): DNA-binding transcription factor activity, RNA polymerase II-specific; RNA polymerase II cis-regulatory region sequence-specific DNA binding; zinc ion binding
Source: RefSeq, a predicted model, not a curated record